AUGCCCCAGUAUAACGUCCACGGAAGCUACUUUCUCGGGUUCAACAAGGCGGAGCCCUACAAAACCACACCAGCCAACUGCGCCAACGACAGCUACCCCUUCGAAAGCUACUUCUACCACGGCAGCAUCGGAUAUUACUCCUUCUACAUCGAGGGCGAGGGCACCCUCUGCGCGCUCGACAGCACAGCCUACGACAUCGUCAAAGCCGUCGGCACCUUCGACAUCAACGGAUCCCGCCUCGCCAACGACAAGGGAGAUGGUUUUUACCGGAAAUCAUACUGCUUCGUGUCGUGCAAGCGCUUCGUGAGGCGUUGCAACCCCGCGGACGAGCGCAUCAGCUUCCAGGACGCCUUCGUCUUCGUGCAGGAGAGUCUGCGCUUGUCGGCCCACGGCGCGAAAAACUAUCAUCGACUACUGCUGCUGUUCGCACUGCUGGAUCUGGGCCUCAUGAGCGACCUCUUCCAGCUGAUCACUCAGGAAGGAUUCAUGGGACGCAUACAGUCCAUCUCGCUCGGAUACAACCUGGCCGGCAUCAUGUCCACGCUGUUCGAGAUGGUGGAGACCAUGGGCUGGAUGAGGGAGAAGACGCGCUGCUUCGUCAAGCGGCUGCUCUUCAACUACGAGACGGCCCUCGUCGGAGAACUGCUCACGGCCGCGCUUAUCCAGUUCUACCUGACGUCGCUCAACCGGUCGAGUCUGCGGCAUACCGAGGUGGAGGCCAAGGCCGUCUCGUACUACGUCAUGAGUCUGGUUGGUCACGGCUGCAUCGCACUAGGCUGCGUGCUCGUGAUCUACGGCGGUCUCGCUCUGCUCACGAAGCCCUGCUCUGUGGAUACGACGCUGGGGGCGCGCUCCAAGUUGAUCUCGCUGGCCGGGUACGUGUGCGAGGGUGGCGUCCUGUACUACAAGGUGAACACGCUGAGAGCGUUCGGCAUCUCGAGGUUGACGGAGGAGGACGGCAGCGAGUUUCUCGUACACCCGAAGUUGCAUUGGUUUACAAUUCCGCGCGAGAGUGUCUGGUCGUGA
Phytophthora sojae is the source of this 1026-nucleotide messenger RNA. RefSeq lists its product as hypothetical. The record is from RefSeq and is a predicted model, not a curated record. Lineage: Eukaryota; Oomycota; Peronosporomycetes; Peronosporales; Peronosporaceae. The coding region runs from base 1 to 1026 and encodes 341 amino acids. The transcript has 3 exons.